Messenger RNA from Aspergillus terreus NIH2624, 345 nucleotides. RefSeq lists its product as uncharacterized. The transcript is spliced from 2 exons. NCBI's taxonomy places the organism in Eukaryota, Fungi, Ascomycota, Eurotiomycetes, Eurotiales, Aspergillaceae. The coding region runs from base 1 to 345 and encodes 114 amino acids. The record is from RefSeq and is a predicted model, not a curated record.
AUGGCACCAAAGACCCUUCUUGUUACUCUAGCCCUCGCUUCAGGUGCCCUGUCUGCCGUCACCGGUACCUUCGCCAGGUAUUUAGGCGGUAACUGCAGCGUCCUCGCUGGCACCAAUACCAUCGUUGAAAACUCCUGCUUCAAUAUCGAGGGUUUUCCCUAUACCGGCUUUGCCGGAGCUGUGGUAUCCGGUGCAUGCGAGGAUGCUUCCAAAACUCCGACUCUCAACCUAUACCUGGACCCAGGGUGCGAGACCAACUUCUUCACUUCGUUUACCAUGGGGGCCGAGGAGCAGUGUGUUACUGAGGCGGGGUCUGUCCAGAGCGCCACUCUCGUCUGCGCUUAG